UCGGAUCACAUGAUUUUAAGUGCAUUAUGUGUUUAUGAUGAUGAUGAUAUUCGCUGAUUUAGUUUCAAAAAUUAUCAAUUCGGAAACGAUAAAGAAAUAAUGUCUGUUGUAAUCGAAACGACAAUCGGCGAUAUAACAGUCGAUCUAUAUAUCGAACAACGUCCUAUGACAUCCAAAAAUUUUCUCAAACUUUGCCAAAUGAAAUAUUAUAACAAUUGUGCAUUCCAUUUUGUUCAACGUGAUUUUAUCGCACAAACAGGAGAUCCAUCCGGUACCGGUACUGGUGGCCAAUCUGUUUAUUCAUUAGUUAGUGGUUCGGACCAACAAUCACGAUUUAUAGAAGCGGAAAAGAAACCAAAACUGAAACAUGAUCGUCUUGGCCUCAUAUCCAUGGUGAAUAACGGUGAAAAUUUACAUGGAUCACAAUUUUUUUUCACACUUUGCGACUCAUUGAAUUAUCUGGAUAAUGUUCAUACUGUUUUCGGCGAAAUUACCGAAGGUAAUGAUGUGCUAGUAAAAUUGAAUGAUACAAUCUGUGAUGAUAAUCAUCGACCUUAUCAGGAUAUAAUGAUCACUCAUACAGUAAUUCUUGAUGACCCUUUUCCUGAUAUUGCUGGUUUAAACAUACCAUCAGAAUCACCGAGAACUAACCUUGAAGAAUUGAUUAAUUCUGAUCGAAUCGGAAUCUGUGAAGAGGUAGUGGAAGAUGGUAAAACUACAGAAGAAGUUGAAGAAGAAUUAAGAGAUAAAGAAGCAAAACAACGUGCUCUGGUUUUGGAAAUGAUCGGUGAUAUACCAGAUGCAGAUAUUAAACCACCGGAAAAUGUUCUUUUUGUUUGUAAAUUAAAUCCAGUUACCAGGGAAGAAGAUCUUGAAAUUAUAUUUUCAAGAUUCGGAAAAAUUCUAAGCUGUGAAAUAAUCAAAGAUCAGAAAACGGAUGAAUCGCUGCAGUACGGAUUUAUUGAAUUUGACCGUAAAGAAGAUUGUGAAAAAGCUUAUUUCAAAAUGGACAAUGUUCUGAUUGAUGACCGUCGAAUUCAUGUCGAUUUUAGUCAAUCUGUUUCCAAAAUAAAAUGGCGAGGGAAAGGUCGUGGUGUCACUUUUAUAGAUGAUGAGGAGAACCAUUGUCAAAGUCGAAAUCAAGCCAAGUCGUUGCAGUAUGUACAUUCAUUGACAUCAAAAAUGAUAAAAGAAGCCAUCAAAAUUAUCAAUCGCGUUAUAAGGAGCCGAUAAACGAUAAACGAAAUCAAAGGGAUCAUCGAGAAGAUUCAAGAAAACGAAGACGAGAUGAUCAUCAUAGAGAUUCUAUGAGAGAUAGUAAAAACGUCCGGAAACAUUCAUCUGGUCAACAUCGAUACUAUCGCGAUUAUGAUGAUGAUGAUGAUUAUCGUAAACGUUGCCAUCAUCAUCGAUCAUAGAAUAAUUUUUUUUUAUAAUAUAAAUUGAGUCUAAAUUAAACUUGUAUAUAUGGAGAUUUUUUAUGAUCAUGAAAUUCCUAAAUGAGUGGUGAGAUUCAUUACAGAUAAUACAAAAUCAUUUUCUUAGAUGAGAGGGCAAAAUGUAAAAUAAACUAAACUUUUAUAUUA
Messenger RNA from Dermatophagoides farinae (American house dust mite), 1586 nucleotides. RefSeq names its product peptidyl-prolyl cis-trans isomerase-like 4. Gene Ontology annotation, molecular function: peptidyl-prolyl cis-trans isomerase activity; RNA binding. The record is from RefSeq and is a predicted model, not a curated record. Gene Ontology annotation, biological process: protein peptidyl-prolyl isomerization. Gene Ontology annotation, cellular component: nucleus. Lineage: Eukaryota; Metazoa; Arthropoda; Arachnida; Sarcoptiformes; Pyroglyphidae.